GUGACGUGCUUGGAAAUGGCGCAUGCGCAUUAGAUUCCACCCUUAUCACCACGUGCUUCUCCGUAAGCAACUAAGAAUAUUUUUUGAGUGUGUAUAAAGCCGGAGUACAGUUGCUUGAGUACUGAGAUGGCACCAGGAGUUUCUAAACAGAAAAAGGCCAUGGAGAGCAUCAACUCUCGCCUGGCCCUGGUCAUGAAGAGUGGUAAAUAUACUCUUGGAUAUCGCUCGACAAUCAAGAGCCUUCGACUGGGCAAGGCCAAACUGGUCAUCCUUGCUUCAAACGCCCCUCCCCUCAGGAAGAGCGAGAUCGAGUACUAUGCUAUGCUGGCCAAGACAGGUGUACAUUAUUACAGUGGUGACAAUGUGUCACUGGGAACAGCUUGUGGCAAGUAUUUCCGUGUGAGCACCCUCUCAAUCAUUGAUCCCGGGGACUCCGACAUCAUACGCACGGUACCGGCUGAUUCAGGCAAAAAAGAAUGAACUGGUUGAAUUCUGUCAGACUGGCUAUUGUUGUAAUGUCUGAUGAUUUCGUUGUAAAUUUUGUAAUGUGCAAAUUUUAUUGUGAAGCAAGCAA
Molecule: messenger RNA, 574 nt
Organism: Halichondria panicea
Lineage: Eukaryota; Metazoa; Porifera; Demospongiae; Suberitida; Halichondriidae
Product: large ribosomal subunit protein eL30-like
Exons: 4
Coding region: 127-480 (117 amino acids)
Cellular component (GO): cytosolic large ribosomal subunit
Molecular function (GO): RNA binding; structural constituent of ribosome
Source: RefSeq, a predicted model, not a curated record